Messenger RNA from Phyllostomus hastatus (greater spear-nosed bat), 2868 nucleotides. RefSeq names its product solute carrier family 37 member 3 (gene SLC37A3). The coding region runs from base 208 to 1689 and encodes 493 amino acids. Gene Ontology annotation, molecular function: transmembrane transporter activity. The record is from RefSeq and is a predicted model, not a curated record. The transcript has 15 exons. Gene Ontology annotation, biological process: transmembrane transport. Gene Ontology annotation, cellular component: endoplasmic reticulum membrane. Lineage: Eukaryota; Metazoa; Chordata; Mammalia; Chiroptera; Phyllostomidae.
CCGGGUGCCGCGGGGCCUGGCGCGGCAGGUGAGGACUGCAGCCGGAGGCUCCGGGAGGGCCCAGGGGGGAGUCGGGGGCCCGGCCCGCGCGGCGGCGGCGGCGGGGGCUCUUGUGCAGCCUUGUGGUUUGACCCAGCAGGAAGAAAUGGUGUGAUCAUUCACUAUCCAGACUUGAAGGCCAGAGGCUAGGAGGAGGUCCGGGAGAACAUGGCGUGGCCAGACCUCUUCCACAGAGGCGCUCUCCUGUCCCGGCUCAGCCACCACCACGUCGCCGUGUUCCUGCUCACCUUCUUCAGUUACUCGUUGCUCCAUGCCUCAAGGAAGACAUUUAGCAAUGUCAAAGUCAGCAUCUCCAAGCAGUGGACCCCGACUGCGCUCAACAGAUCCGUUGAACCUGCAGAGAUCUGGAGCCGCAACCGUUUGUUUCCCGGCGCCGAGGAAGCCACUCUUUUCCUCGGGACCCUGGACACUCUUUUCCUCUUCUCCUAUGCCGUGGGCCUUUUCAUCAGCGGUAUUGUUGGGGAUCGGCUUAAUUUACGAUGUGUUCUGUCUUUUGGCAUGUGCUCCUCUGCAUUAGUGGUGUUUGUCUUUGGCACGGUCACGGAAUGGCUGCAUUUCUACAACAAGUGGCUGUACUGCUGCCUGUGGAUCGUGAACGGCCUGCUGCAGUCCACGGGGUGGCCCUGCGUGGUCGCCGUCAUGGGCAACUGGUUUGGGAAAGCUGGGCGAGGAGUGGUGUUUGGUCUCUGGAGCGCCUGUGCUUCGGUGGGCAACAUUCUGGGAGCAUGCCUCGCCUCUUCUGUCCUGCAGUAUGGUUACGAGUAUGCCUUUCUGGUGACGGCCGCUGUGCAGUUUGCUGGUGGGAUCGUCAUCUUCUUUGGACUCCUGGUGUCACCUGAAGAAAUUGGUCUCCCUGGCAUCGAAGCAGAAGAAAAUUUUGAAGAAGACUCGCACAGGCCAUUAAUUAGCGGUGCUGAAAACGAAGAUGAAUAUGAGGCUAAUUAUUCAAUCCAAGAAGGCAGCACUGUCACCCCCAUCCAGGCAAUAAGCUUUCACCAGGCCUGCUGCCUCCCUGGAGUCAUACCGUACUCGCUGGCCUAUGCCUGCCUGAAGUUAGUGAACUACUCCUUCUUCUUCUGGUUGCCCUUCUACCUGAGCAACAACUUUGGAUGGAAGGAGGCUGAAGCUGACAAGCUGUCCAUUUGGUACGACGUUGGAGGGAUUAUAGGUGGGACUCUGCAAGGCUUCAUCUCCGACAUCUUACAGAAGAGAGCGCCGGUCCUGGCGCUGAGUCUGCUUCUGGCCGUUGUGUCCCUGGUUGGGUACAGUCGUUCUCCGAACGAUAAGUCCAUUAAUGCUCUUCUGAUGGCUGUCACAGGAUUUUUUAUUGGUGGACCUUCUAAUAUGAUUAGCUCAGCUAUUUCUGCCGACCUGGGUCGCCAGGAGCUGAUCCAAGGGAGCAGUGAGGCUUUGGCGACUGUCACAGGGAUUGUUGACGGAACCGGGAGCAUUGGAGCUGCCGUGGGCCAGUAUUUGGUGUCUUUGAUCCAGGACAACCUGGGAUGGAUGUGGGUUUUCUACUUCUUCAUUCUCAUGACGAGUUGCACCGUUCUGUUUAUCUCGCCGCUAAUAGUGAGGGAGACGUGCUCUCUCGUGCAAAGGCGACAGGCUCGAGUGCUGAGUGAGUGACUGUGCCCACAAAAGACCAAGAAUGAUGGGAGACACGUCAGAACUGUUAUUUCUUUUAAUUCGUCCUUUUUGGGGUUGUCUCAGGGGAGCCGGCCCAACCUCAGCCAGCCAAGCCCCCCCCGUUCAGCAGCGUGGCCCCUGCAUGCUGAGCGGACUGGGGCCGGGGCGCUUUGCUGCACACACUACAGGAACUGCCGCUGAUGCACUCCAGUGUCGUUUCGCGGAUGCACAGGUGGCCUGUGAACCCGCCGGUGUCCUCACUGGGCCUGUUGAGGUUCAUCCCUUUAACCUGAAAGGCUGGAUCGGACUUUGACCCUUGUUCCCCAGCCUGGGAAGCUGCGUGAUCACGAGGCAGGCGUGCAAGGUUUAUAGCAAUACAAAGACUCGUUGCAUUUUGCUUUGGAGAUGAGUUUGGAAAUGAGGCUCAUCUUGGAAGCCUGUAAUCCUGACAAGGUGCUCCAGCUGGAUCCUCAUAAGCCCGCUGUGGAUCAAGAAGGCCUUUGUGACCCAAGUGGGGAAGAUCACACUACACACAGAAGCAAAAAUAGCGUCAAAUUGUUGUCGGCUUGUUUCCCGUCUUCAUUCAAAACCGCCUGACUCUGGAAAGAGUUCAGCCACCCUUUCAAGGGCCACAGUGUGUCCGCUGUGAACGUGCCAGCGUGUGUCCCACGGCCGAUGCGCUUGGCCCCGAUUUGCUGCCUGAGGCCCUCCCCCCCGGAAGCCCCUCUGCUCAGCCUUAUUUCCUGGGGGUUGAUCUCGGCUGCAGCCGGGUUCCUUGAGUUACCUCAGCAGAGGACUAAAAUUGGAGAAAAGGAAAGACCUGGUGUCCUAGUAAGUAAUUCAGGUGUGUGACACUGAAUCACAGUAAUGCGUUACUGGGGCUUGAGGUACCUGUUCCUUAGACGUUUGCAGAGUUUACAUCUUCAGGGCUGUGAAUUCUAUACCAUGAGAGGGGACCCAGAAAUCCCAGGAUUUAUUGUAAGGAAUUGUGUAUUCAUUCUUACAUGUUUAAACCCCGGUCACCUUCAGAGUACCCUCCAUUUGACACAAUACACCUGUCGAGACUUUUUUCCCACUGUUCAAAACAGUCUUUGAAUGCAUUGAUUUUGAUGCUUUCCAGUGUUCCUGCCGUUUUUGUUUCACCUGUUCCACAUCGGCAAAACAUUUCCCUUUGAGGAC